UAGAGAGGCCGCACGAUGUUGAUAACUGGGGGCUUUGCAAACACACUACACACAUACAACUGAAGAUGGCGGAUGUGUUGAGUGUUCUUCGUCAGUAUAACAUCCAGAAAAAGGAGAUUGUUGCUAAAGGAGAUGAAGUUAUAUUUGGGGAGUUCUCCUGGCCGAAGAAUGUCAAGACCAACUACAUAAUCUGGGGUACUGGUAAAGAGGGGCAGCCCAAAGAGUACUAUACCUUGGACUCUAUCUUGUUCUUGCUCAACAAUGUGCACCUGCCGCAUCCAUCCUAUGUGCGAAGAGCUGCAACAGAGAACAUCCCUGUUGUCAGACGACCUGAUCGAAAGGGCUUGCUGUCAUAUCUUAAUGGCGAGAGCUCCACGUCAACGAGCAUCGACAGAAGUGCGCCCAUAGAAAUAGGUCUGCAAAGCCGGACACAAGUUAAAAGAGCAGCUGAUGAGGCAUCCUCUGAAGCCAAAAAACCAAGAGUUGAGGAUGAGGAACGUGUGCGUCUGGACAAGGAGCGUCUGGCUGCCCGUCUGGAGGGCCAUAAAGAAGGCAUCGUGCAGAUUGAACAGAUCAGAUCACUGUCUGAGGCCAUGUCUGUGGAAAAAAUUGCAGCCAUUAAAGCAAAGAUUAUGGCAAAGAAGCGUUCAACUAUCAAAACAGAUCUCGAUGAUGACAUAACACUGAAGCAGAGAAGCUUUGUGGAUGCAGAAGUGGAUGUCACCAGGGAUAUUGUUAGCAGAGAGCGGGUCUGGAGGACUAGGACAACCAUUCUCCAGAGCACUGGAAAGAACUUUUCCAAAAACAUUUUUGCCAUCCUUCAGUCCGUGAAAGCUCGAGAAGAAGGGCGAGCUCCGGAGCAGAGACCAGCACAGAACACAACUCAAGCGGACCCGUCCCUAAGGAACAAGCAACCUGUCCCAGCUGCCUAUAACAGAUACGAUCAGGAGCGAUUCAAGGGAAAAGAAGAAACGGAGGGCUUCAAGAUCGAUACUAUGGGCACGUAUCACGGCAUGACCCUGAAGUCAGUGACGGAAGGAGCAUCUGCUCGAAAGGCCCAGACCCCUGCGCUGCAGCCUGUACCUCGUCCAGUUUCACAAGCCAGACCUCCACCAAACCAGAAGAAAGGAUCCCGAACACCAAUCAUCAUCAUCCCUGCUGCCACCACCUCCCUCAUCACAAUGCUCAAUGCUAAGGAUCUCCUGCAGGAUCUGAAGUUUAUCACAUCAGAAGAGAAGAAGAAGCAGGGCAUCCCGCGGGACAAUGAGGUUCUGCUACAGAGGCGCAAAGACCAGAUCCAGCCUGGUGGCACAACACUGAGUGUCACCGUGCCGUACCGCGUCAUCGAUCAGCCGCUCAAACUGGCUCCCCAGGAUUGGGAUCGAGUGGUGGCUGUGUUCGUGCAGGGUCCUGCCUGGCAGUUCAAAGGCUGGCCGUGGCUGCUGCCCGACGGCUCUCCUGUCGACAUUUUUGCCAAAAUUCGAGCUUUUCAUUUAAAAUACGAUGAGGCAACGACUGAUCCCAAUGUGCAAAAGUGGGAUGUGACCGUCCUGGAGCUGAGCCGCCACAGACGCCAUCUGGACCGGCCCGUCUUCCUGCGCUUUUGGGAGACCCUUGACAGAUACAUGGUGAAACACAAAUCUCACCUCAGGUUCUGAGCCAGGAUCACAGCCACAGACACCGAAAAUCCCACAAAUCAAUUCGUCAGCCUUCCCCUUCUAAUUGGUCCAACUCCCUCAUCCAAGCUGCCAAUCCAUCUUCCAACAUGAUCCCCAUUUUAAGAGGAAGAGGAGGAGCGAUCAUUCCAGGGCUUCCUCCAGGACUCCUAAUGCAGUCUGCUGGAAUUGUUACUUUGGACAUCAGAAAGGAGAUUUUUGUGUUUUUGUUGUAAUUGUUUUCUAAUGUUUUCAGGUAGUUAAAGACAAAUACCAAAAUAAGUUUUAUAUAAAAGGUAACAUGCUGCGGAGAUGAUUAAAACACAGUACUAAGCAACAUGAGCUCAGAGGGAGAUGCUUGCCUUUUGUCAGCGGUAAACAGGAAAUGUGAGCGUUUUAGUCUGAUGAAAACGUGAGAAUCUCUGGGUACAACUGAGGCAAGUGCUGAGUUUGAGGAAGAGACUUUCUUUACACUUCUCUUUUUUUUUU
Molecule: messenger RNA, 2144 nt
Organism: Pundamilia nyererei
Lineage: Eukaryota; Metazoa; Chordata; Actinopteri; Cichliformes; Cichlidae
Gene: cdc73
Product: cell division cycle 73, Paf1/RNA polymerase II complex component, homolog (S. cerevisiae)
Exons: 17
Coding region: 66-1658 (530 amino acids)
Biological process (GO): positive regulation of transcription elongation by RNA polymerase II; transcription elongation by RNA polymerase II
Cellular component (GO): Cdc73/Paf1 complex
Molecular function (GO): RNA polymerase II complex binding
Source: RefSeq, a predicted model, not a curated record